AUGCUGGACUCUUCAUUAUCACAAAAGCUAAACAUCUUUCAGACACAAAGAAAAGCAAUGCACAGUUGUGACAUGACUUACAUUUACCCAACCUACAUUCGAGUUGAACAUCAGCCAAAGACGACCUUUUCCAAAAAGUAUACGCUUUAUCUCUACCGAGAAGGCUUUGUUGAUUCUGAGCAACUAGUAGGCGUACCUGUUUUAUUCAUACCUGGGCAAGCAGGAAGUUAUAAGCAAGUAAGGUCAUUGGCAUCAGAAAGCUCAAAAUAUUCUCGUACGCAAAAGAAUGUGCAGGAUUUGGAUUGGUUUACGCUCGAUCUGAAUGAAGAAUUAACUGCAUUUUCUGGCCAACAUGUCUUGGAUCAAGCGAAUUAUGUCAAUACUGCUAUUCAAACAAUACUCAAUCUAUAUCAUGGUCGAGUGGAUUCGGUGAUCAUUGUCGGACAUUCAAUGGGUGGUAUUGUUGCUAGGACCUUGAUGAGGUUGCCAAAUUAUGCUCCCAAUAGUGUUCGUACCAUCUUGACAUUAGCGACGCCACACACUAGUGCGCCUGUUUUACUGGAUCCAGUUCUUUACAGAUUAUACCAAGAUCUAUCUCGGUUUUGGGAACCAAAUCAGUUUACAAAGGAGGGAAAACUCAGGAACGUGACAUUAGUCUCUAUCGCAGGUGGAUCGUUAGAUAACAUUGUUCAUUCAGAUAGCACAGGCGUUCACAGCAUUGUGCCUGAAUCGCAUGGAUUCGCAAUCUUUUCGACAUCCAUACCCUUUGUAUGGACAGAGUCAGACCAUAUGGCUAUUCUGUGGUGCAAUCAAUUAAUCAAGCGACUGGCAGCAACAUUAGUAAAUAUACAUGAUCCUACCAUGUCUGUUCAUGAUCGUAUGGACGUAUUCAAUCAGCAUUUGCUGGAAACAAAGUCAAGUAACUUGGUGACCCAUCACUCCUUUUCAAUGCCACAGCAUGUUCAAGUGAUGAAUAUGACAGGAAACGGUAGCCAUCUCUUUUUUACAAAUACGAAUCAACCACGACUCACAGUUGUUAAAUACUCUGAAAGCUUAAAGUUACUUACAGAUGUGCCUGAAGAAAGCGACCAUCACUGGUUACUGGUGUCUUGUAAAAAAGCCAUGGAUGACUGGUCAUGCCAGCCAUUGAACGAUGUGUUGGUAACGAUACUUCCUUCUGCUAGUGCACCUACUGGAUCCUACAGGUCUUUCACUCUGUCUUCUUCAAAGCCAAUUGAAUAUGUCGGUAUUUUGGAACAGACCAAGAUUACCUUACAAGAUAACAAUGAUGUUCCAUUCUUUAUCAUUUAUAAUGAUGAAGCAACUGUACAUUGGUCAAGCACUUGGGAUAUUGUGAUGCGCCAAAAAGAGCCUUUAUUGAUAGCUAAAAAAUACGUUUCAAGGCACGUGUUUCCUCGACUACGCAGUUCCUUGUUCGCCUAUGAUCUGCAUCUCAAAUCAUCCAAGCCUGGAGCAGGAUUGAUUCCACUCAUGGUACGGCAAACAGUCAAUGGCCAAGAACCUAAGUACUAUAGACAGAUGAAGGAAAACGAAUCCGUUAGGGCUACGUUUCAUCAAGCUACAGGCGAUGGUGAAGGUUUAGCCUUUAGCUUUUACACGGAUAAUCAGGCAGUGGAACUUGUCAUGCGUUUUGAUUGGUAUGCUACUCUUGGUCGUUGCUUACUCCGAUAUGGAUCAGUGAUGCUUAAUUUCAUGUAUGUUUGUACGCUGAUUAUGCUGAUAAACCAAUGCUCUACCUAUGUACAUAUCGGAAGCCGUAAAUUUGUGUCCUAUAAGGCAGCCUUACUGGGCUGUAUGAGGUCAGAUUUUAUACACAUUAUGGCGUUACUGCUCUUUUUGAGCUCAUACCAGUAUUUUGCAAGAUCACAUCAAUUGAUGAUGACAAGCUAUCUACCCUUAUACAGUGCAAUAACCAAGGACAUGUUCUUUGGAAAUGACGAUCCCAUAUUUAUUCUCGUGACAGUAUUUCUAUUUAUGCUGAGUGUUGGUCUAACAGCUAUCGUCUGGCUUCUCAUAUCUUUUUUAACGGCUUUACUGAGCAAAUUGAUUAAAUGUAUGUACCAAGUCAUUUCUGUAAAUACAACAUCACAGACAUCAUCUUGGAGACAUUUUUUCAUACACGCGUCAAUCGUGCUCGCCCUUGUGCGGCUUGUACCCACAUCUGUACUAAUCACCAUAUACUACAUCAUUUGGCUUAUAAUGACAGCUACCUCUCAUACAAGUUCUAAUUUACCUUCUCCUCAAAACACGUACAGAUAUCGUCAAUCAUGGCUUAUGUUUUUAACAUCCCUGCUGCCCUAUCACAUACCAGGUACCAUUGUUUAUAUAAAGAAUAUUUUAGCAGGUUGGACACGUCCGACACAGCCACUAUGGUUAAUCAUGCAACAACUUCCAACCGUUUUUAUCUUGAUCUACUUGGUUACCUUGGGUAAUCAACCCAAAACAAUGUCUCUUAGAUGGUUAGCAUUCGGUAGAUACGCUCUUUACGGCAUCAUUAUGCAUCAGCUCCUGUUUGGUUUUAGACACCCCUUUAUUAUACCCAUUGGUUUUUUUAAAUAG
This is a messenger RNA of Rhizopus microsporus ATCC 52813, 2580 nucleotides long. RefSeq names its product PGAP1-domain-containing protein. Gene Ontology annotation, biological process: endoplasmic reticulum to Golgi vesicle-mediated transport; GPI anchor metabolic process. The transcript is spliced from 8 exons. Gene Ontology annotation, molecular function: phosphatidylinositol deacylase activity. Gene Ontology annotation, cellular component: endoplasmic reticulum. The record is from RefSeq and is a predicted model, not a curated record. The coding region runs from base 1 to 2580 and encodes 859 amino acids. NCBI's taxonomy places the organism in Eukaryota, Fungi, Mucoromycota, Mucoromycetes, Mucorales, Rhizopodaceae.